UUGUGCAGACAUUCCACAGCCCAGUCACCAGCACAGGCUCACUCAGCGGCGCUGCAGCCCAUGUCACUCAGUGGCUGUGUGCGACUAGUUCAGGAGACGGAGAGUUCCUCUGCCAGUACUUUGUUUAUGUGGAGUGGCUCCCCCACCCCCCUGCCUAAACUCCGUGGAGCAGCCCAGGCUGUAUCGCUUCUAGUAGUGUAGUACUUCACUAGUGUGGUAGUCAGUGUGUGUGCUGUGUAUGCCAGGGGAGUAGCGGUGUGAGCAGCUACUGCCAGCAGUGGCCCCGGUAAGAAGGCAGCACACGCCGGGCACGGAUACACUAUGCUGCAGGCGUCUGAGGAGGAGCACUGGGGGCUCGGAGCGGCUAGGUGAGAGAUGCCGGUGAUAGUGACGGGCAGAGAUCAGUGACACCUCCGCUGGUCUCACCGGGGGCAUCUCAGGCUGGGACUCCGAGCACAAUGGAGGAAGAACAGGCAGCAGCCAGCCCCCCUGAUACACCACGAGCUGAUGACACCGAGUCCGACGCCUUCUCCAAACUUUGGAGCGAUGUGAUGGGAAUGCUGGAUGGUUCACUGGGGAACAUUGAUGACCUCGCUGAACAGUACACUGAUUACUAUAACACCUGCUUCACAGACGUGUGCGAGAGGAUGGAGGAGCUGCGCAAGCGUCAUGUUUCCCAGGAUCUUGAUGUGGAGAAAUCUGAUGCCGGCUCCACGUCAUUACAGCUGCGAUCCCAAAUUGAAGAUUCUGUUGGAUUCAAUAGUGCAGUAUCUACGCCAGAGACUGAAAGAAAACUUUCUCUUCAUAAAUCAAGCUCAGAGGAAAGCUCUGUAGGAAAAAUUGACUGGAAGAAGAAAAAUAAGUAUUUUUGGCAGAAUUUCCGUAAGAGCCAAAAGGGAAUAAUGCGACAAACUUCAAAAGGGGAGGAUGUUGGCUAUGUGGCCAGUGAGAUCACAAUGAGUGAUGAGGAGCGGAUUCAGCUUAUGAUGAUGGUAAAGGAAAAAAUGAUCACCAUCGAGGAGGCACUUGCAAGGCUGAAGGAAUAUGAGUUGCAGAAUAAGACACCAGGGUCCCAGGAUUCAGCAGAAUGGGCUGAAGGCUCAUUUCCAGCCUGUGACGAGUCUUCCAAUUGUAAUUCAAGAGAGCAGUCUGAAGAUGAGUCAGAGGAGUCUGUCAAAUUCAAGAGACUCCACAAGCUUGUGAACUCCACUCGGCGAGUCAGGAACAAGCUCAUCAGAGCAGAAGAGAUGAAGAAGCCAAAUCCAGAAGGUCAAGAAGACGCAAUUCACAGCACUCCUGUUGUGGACGAUAAAUCUGCACUUUAUUCCGGUGUUCACAAGAAGCCACUAUGUAGAGAUAAUUCACUUGAGAAAACACAACUAGAAGGUGUUCCAUAUUCUGUGGCACCUUCAUCUGGAAACUUUGACACAAUGAGUGUUAACCGAAAACUAGUAAAGACUUUGAGCAAGACUGAAGGCCGUGGUCUCAUCAAGCCUCCCAAGAAGAUUGGAACAUUUUUUUCCUAUCCUGAUGAUGAAAAGUCCCAAAAGGUUUCUCGCUCCAUGACAGAACGAGAACUGAAGAAAAGCCUUGGUUCUUUAAGCCAUGGGGUAAGUACAGAGAGUGUUUGCUUUUAUGACAGAAACAAGCACAAACAUCACCUUUUGGUUUCUCUGGAAGAGGUGCAAAAUAUCAGGAAACAGAUAAGGUUGAAGAAACUUGAUUCUAAUUAUUCAUGCGCUAGAACUUUUCUCUGUCCGCGGCCUGCUAGGAAAGGAACAUCCUCUCCAGUUUGUGAUCAGCAAUCAUUCCGUCAAAGAUCCAAAGGAGGCAGCAGUGUCUUUCCAAACAGAAGGCCAAGGGGCCGCACAGUCAGUGAAUUUAACAUAACCUAUGUUGUCGAGAGAAGUUUGUACAGUCAUUUGAACUUAACCCAUCUUGUGCGACCUGUCAGUGACAGGACUCUUAGCAAGGCUGAGAAGCGAUGUCUGCUGGAAGAGGAAGAGGAGGCUGAAAGAAAAUGGGCUGCCACAGUGGACCGUUGUACUAAAAGGGUUCUCUUGAGAAUCCAUCAAAAGUCUAGGACGUGCAGCUUUGGUGGAUUUGACCUAACCAAUCGCUCACUGCAUGUUGGAAAUAAUGCAGACUUAUUGGAGAAAGAUGGAGAGUUUAUAUACAAAGAAGUCCUCAAAUCCCCCACCACGCCACGAAUCUCACUUGGUAAAAAAGUGAAGUCUGUCAAAGAAACCAUGAGGAAAAGGAUGUCCAAGAAAUACACAAGUUCUGUGUCAGAGCAGGACUCGAGCAUAGAUGGAAUACCUGGCUCUCCUGACCGUCCUCUGCCUCCUAUCAGCACACUUGAAAAGCCAAAACUUAAAGCCGGGGGCUCAGUGGAAAGUCUUCGAAGCUCAUUGAGUGGACAGAGUUCUAUGAGUGGUCAGACUGUAAGCACAACAGACUCCUCUGCUAGCAACAGGGAGAGCGUAAAGUCUGAGGAUGGUGAUGACGAGGAGCCGCCAUACCGAGGUCCUUUCUGUGGUAGAGCUCGAGUUCACACUGAUUUCACCCCUAGCCCUUAUGACUCAGACUCCCUGAAACUCAAGAAUGGAGACAUCAUUGAAAUUAUAAGCAAACCUCCAAUGGGCACUUGGAUGGGCCUUUUAAACAAUAAAGUUGGCACUUUUAAGUUCAUUUAUGUGGAUGUCAUCAAUGAAGUUGAAGAGAAACCUAAACGGCCGACAAGAAGACGUCGUAAAGGAAGACCCCCAAAGCCCAAGUCUGUAGAAGAGCUUCUAGAGCGCAUCAAUCUAAAGGAGCACAUGCCGACAUUUCUCUUCAAUGGGUAUGAAGACCUGGACACAUUCAAACUUCUAGAGGAAGAAGAUUUGGAUGAACUGAACAUCCAGAAUCCAGAGCACAAGGCAGUCUUACUUACAGCUAUUGAGCUAUUACAGGAAUAUGACAGUAACAGCGAUCACUCCGGGUCUCAGGAAAAACUACUCACAGAGGGCGAGAGUAAAAGCGGAUGUUCUCCCCGGGACUCUGGCUGCUAUGAGAGCAGUGAAAACAUAGAACAUGGCAAAAGUCGACUGACAUCUCCAAUAUCUCCAGAGUUGUCUUCAAACCAGCUCAUUGACUAUCCAAGCUUGAACCAGAAGGUGAUCAGAGAAGUCACACAUGGAGCUAGUGAACAGGUUGGGCAGAAUCCUAUUUAUGCUACUUGUACAAAGUCUGUGAGUCUUACUGGGUCUAAAAAGAACCGACGAAGUUUGCCUGUUGGAGUUUGUGCAAGUUGUGAGCUUGAUGGGAGCAAAUCUCUUAAGAUCUGGCCAAGGUCACACUCAAUGGACAACAUUCAACAAGAAGGAAAUGAAAUUCAUGGCAUUAGCAAAAACAUAAUAGUCUUUCCACCAGAUGAAAGUCAAGAAUCGGCUGAUGGAUUUAUUGAGGAGAAAGCUGGAAAUAUACAUGACAGGAUAUCUUGUAAUCUGGAUGCAAUUGCUAAGGGCAAAACUGCUGAUCCAGCUCAAAGCACAAGAACAUCUCAUUUACAGAGCCACAAGAAAGACACUGGUAUUUACAGCUCAACUGGCACUUCGCACGUAUCUUUGGGCAAGACACCUGUAUAUUCUGGAGAACCCAGGGUACCAGCAAAACUCCCUUCACAGCCACCCCCAGUCCCAGCCAAAAAAUGCAGAGAAAGACUUGCAAAUGGGCUAUUCCACCCUCCUCUCAGUGCUACUGGUUCAUAUAUAGAAGAAUCUCCUCUUCCAGUUAGAAAUCAUGGGCAGUUGGGUCCAAAUGAUUGCCCUUUACUUGCUACACAAGAAUGCAUUGCCCAUAUUGCUUCCCGACCACCUUGGUUGCCCAAUCCCCCAGAAACUCUAAGUGUUCCACAUCAUGCUGUAAAACUGGGUCCUGUGUCAGCACGGAAAGUUGCUUGUGCCAGGGGGAUGGAUCAAGAAAUAUUGAUAGAAAACAAGUUACAGGCUGAAGAGAUAGACCUUACAGAGGAGCCAUAUUCAGAUAAGCAUGGCCGCUGUGGUAUUCCAGAAGCCUUGGUUGAACGAUAUGCUGAAGAUUUAAGCCUGCUGGAAAAAGACAUGGCAGCUUGCAUGGAUCAGAUUCGCGUUAGACAUUUGAGAAAACAGCAUCGCAUGGCUAUCCCAAGUGGAGGACUUACAGAAAUCUGCAGGAAGCCGAUUUCUCCCAGACACAUUUCAUCCAUUUCAGAUUGGCUUAUAUCAAUUGGACUCCCUAUGUAUACCCAUCCUCUAAUGGAUGCCGGCUUCACCACACUGAGUAAUGUGCCUGCUCUCUCACAGACUCACUUACAUGCAGCUGGAAUAAAGGAAGAAGGACAUAUAAACAAGCUCCUUGGUGCAGCAAGACUUAUAAAGACCAUAAUUCCAGAGGCUUUUUAAACUAUGGACCUACUGUAAUGGGAGACCUGCUUCCACUGUUACAUUUUGCAGCCAGUGCCCAAUGAGCAGAAGAACAUGGAUUCCAUAAUCUCUAACUGACCUGACAUGUUAAUUUCUUAAAUACCGAUGACACAAGGCAGAACUUUUGGAAGAUUGCAUAUUAUUGGUUGACUCAAAUAAUUGUGCAUUGUAAGGUGAAGUUUUCUGUGACUACCAGACCUGUAGACUAUGGAUAUUGAGAAGUGUUUUAUGGUAUCUUUGCUUUUAUUUCGGUAGUAUCGGCACAAGAACAUUUACCUACAGUAGGCCAAAGUAUUACAGUGAAUUUAAAUGUUUGUUUUUUAACAUAACUAAUACAAUCAUGCUUUUUCAUA
This is a messenger RNA of Pseudophryne corroboree (corroboree frog), 4798 nucleotides long. It is a transcript of the gene SASH1, whose product is annotated as SAM and SH3 domain containing 1. Lineage: Eukaryota; Metazoa; Chordata; Amphibia; Anura; Myobatrachidae. Gene Ontology annotation, molecular function: protein binding. The transcript has 20 exons. The record is from RefSeq and is a predicted model, not a curated record. The coding region runs from base 459 to 4424 and encodes 1321 amino acids.